Paramecium sonneborni is the source of this 167-nucleotide messenger RNA. Lineage: Eukaryota; Ciliophora; Oligohymenophorea; Peniculida; Parameciidae. The record is from the annotation of a GenBank genome assembly.
AUGAAUAAUAAAUCUGAAUUAUCUAGAGCAAACACAAUGAAAUCUCUCAAUAAUAACAAUUAAUAUAGUCCUAAAUUAUUUAUAUCUCAAAACACAUCAAUAGGUUUUCUAAAUGAAUAGAACAGUUAUUUAACAAGAUCAUUAUCCCCUAGUCCAAAUCGUCAUGA